Oppiella nova is the source of this 362-nucleotide messenger RNA. NCBI's taxonomy places the organism in Eukaryota, Metazoa, Arthropoda, Arachnida, Sarcoptiformes, Oppiidae. The record is from the annotation of a GenBank genome assembly.
AUGGAUCAUACUCAUCCACAGAUCAUUCACAGAGACCUCAAACCCGACAAUAUAUUAAUAGCUGAUAAUGUCAAAAAUGUUCACGACAAACGCGUUCACUACAGGACUACCCAAAAACAUACGGCAGAUGUGGGAGACAUGAAAUAUAUGGCACCAGAAUCAAACUACCUAUUCCUCAGCAUUUCUGGUGUUAAACCCAUCGGUAGUUCAGUUGCUAACUGUAUUUGAGUCAAUGUAUACACAGAAGUGGCGAAAAAGACCCGAAUGUAGGGAAGUGUUGACUAAUUAUAAUGAGUGGGCCAUUGAUAAAAAUAUUGUAACAAAUGACCCCGAGUUGACCAAAAUAUUAAAUAACCUUAACA